Molecule: messenger RNA, 1896 nt
Organism: Pomacea canaliculata
Lineage: Eukaryota; Metazoa; Mollusca; Gastropoda; Architaenioglossa; Ampullariidae
Product: probable E3 ubiquitin-protein ligase RNF144A-A
Exons: 10
Coding region: 216-1112 (298 amino acids)
Biological process (GO): ubiquitin-dependent protein catabolic process; protein polyubiquitination; positive regulation of proteasomal ubiquitin-dependent protein catabolic process
Cellular component (GO): ubiquitin ligase complex; cytoplasm
Molecular function (GO): zinc ion binding; ubiquitin protein ligase activity; ubiquitin conjugating enzyme binding
Source: RefSeq, a predicted model, not a curated record
UUUACGCACUCGACAGACAAUGUUGAUAAGCUCGGUACGUGCCCCUGCCUUCAAGAUGUUUGCCCACUCUUUUUCCUCCGCGAACGAUCCCUAAUUCCGCGUAAGGCAGAUGGAUCCGCCUUGUCGAAUCACAAUUGUCAAUGUAAACGAAAAGUGAAGAACAGUGAUAAUUGAGAAUAAGGCUCAGGCCAAAACAAAGAAAAAGCAAGAAGAAAAUGGCAACUUAUUCAGCAUCUAAGAACUCAGUUGAUCUGGCCAUUGAUCCCUUGAUCACAUGCAAGUUGUGCCUAGCAGAGCACCCCUUGCAAGACAUGUAUGAACUUUAUGAGUGCAAGUGUCUCUACUGUUUGGCUUGCGUCCAACAGUAUCUGACUGUGAUGAUCACAGAGGGAAACAUAUCUGAGAUAACAUGCCCUGAUGCAUCAUGCAAAAAGCAGGGUAAACUUGAAGCAUCAGAGAUAGAAAAACUUGUGGAUACACAGCUGUUCCAUCGAUAUCAAAGACUACAUUUUUUACGAGAGGUGGACAUGGAUCCCAACCGCAUGUUUUGUCCAGAAGCUGGAUGUGAGACAGUGUGUCAUGUGUGCACAGCACCUUCUGCAGAAGCUGCUCGUCCUAGAGUUGUGCAGUGUCCAACAUGUGGACUGCAGUUCUGCUCUCUGUGUAAAUCCAAGUGGCAUGCCACAAAACCUUGUGAUGACAUCAUCCGAACAGUGUGCACUGAUGACAGCGGCAUACCCUUCAGUAAUGAGGAAGAUGCCAAAAUUAAACGCUGCCCUAUGUGUCAUGUUCCAAUUGAAAGAAAUGAUGGCUGUGCUCAGAUGAUGUGUAAACGCUGCAAGCAUGUCUUCUGCUGGUAUUGUCUGCAAUCAUUGGAUGAUGAUUUCUUGCUGCGGCAUUAUGACAGAGGACCUUGCAAGAAUAAACUGGGACAUUCCAGAGCUUCUGUUAUCUGGCAUCGAACACAGGUGGUUGGAAUCUUUGCAGGCUUUGGGGUUUUGUUGCUGGUGGCAUCUCCUUUCUUGCUUCUGGCAGCACCCUGCAUCUUGUGCUGCAAAUGCAAGAUGUGCAAGUGCUGUGAUGAUGACGACAGUGAAGGUCUCUCUGCAUGACAGCUUUUCCAGCAGGAAGUGAUUGUAGACUGCGGACUGUGAAAAAUAAUGUGCGUUAUUCCUGUAGCGAUGAUAACCACCAUGCUCACUCCUGAGUAAGGGUUUUCUGGUCAUGCACUUUGUGCUUCUAAAAUACUCUACCUUUUGAUGGAAAAUGACUUUUUUUGGUGGCUUUUGCAUUCUUAAGAAAGCUUUAAACAUGAAAGCAUACUGAAGGAACCACAGCAUAGAUUUCUCAAUACUUUAUCAGUUGUUUUUCUAGUUCGUGUCAGGUAGAAAUUAUUUAAAAUGACAGGUAGAUUUUCUCUGUGCUUGUGGAGUUAGGUACAUCUCCAGAGUACAAUAUCAUAUUGGUAUACUUUGUAGAUAAGAUACAUGUUCAGCUAACAUGGUGAAGAUUUGCUGGGCUGUGAUGUAGGUCAUUACUAUGCUUUAAUUUAUUGUUAGAUGUGUAUUAUUAUUGUAGAGUUUUGAAUCAUGUAUCGAAAACUUUCAAGUGCACACAUCUAGCAUCAUGGAAUGGGACAAUAGAGAUAUUUCUUGCCAUGCCAAUUUUUGUUCAUAUUGCUUUCUCUUAUUUUUAAAUCUCCACAAAAAUAUUUCAAGGACCGAUUCAAACAUUUUUUUUCAACACUUGUUUGUGCAUAUGCAUGCACAUUUGUGUGCCAUGAAAAAGGUUAGAUCAAUUGAGACAUCAAAAUAUAUUGUCUUAACAUUUUUUGUAGUGCAAGAGGAAACCACCUAGGAAUGAAAGGUCUGAAAUAAAACGCGAAGAGAUUUUUAA